This is a messenger RNA of Carya illinoinensis, 1718 nucleotides long. RefSeq lists its product as uncharacterized. The record is from RefSeq and is a predicted model, not a curated record. The coding region runs from base 994 to 1353 and encodes 119 amino acids. The transcript has 4 exons. NCBI's taxonomy places the organism in Eukaryota, Viridiplantae, Streptophyta, Magnoliopsida, Fagales, Juglandaceae.
CUCAAAUAAUUGAAUGGCCGAAUCACUCCAAGUCUGUCGCGGCCUCUCUCACACAAACACGAGAACAUGGUUCUCGUCCUCACAUACCUUCUACACUUCCAUAUUUGGUGAGAAUCAAUAAAGGCCUGAAGUAAAGAGGGUAGUUGCCCAUCAAUCAAUGCGAUCGUCCAUGCUCAAACCAGCUAUCAUUUGAACAGCGGUGCGCUUUAGAUAAACGUUUAUUGUAUACCGCUUGCUUAGCAGCAGAAUAGAUGGAGCCAAGAAAAAACUAGAAAGUCCUGUUUUGUCCCCUCUAGCCAAGAAAAACUCAAACAAGCAAAAUAGAUGGAGGUGCGGGGAAUCGAACCCCGUGCCUCUCGCAUGCGAAGCGAGCGCUCUACCAUAUGAGCUACACCCCCCACGCCUUGGACGUAGUAUCGGUAAGGAAAUUAUUUGUAACGAAUCACUGGAAGAGGUGUCAAUUUAUUUCAAUGUCAGCAAAAGCACCUCAGGGCUCAGAGACGCGCCGAACGGCUCGCAUUCCACCGCAGCUCUGCGCAAUUAAAGCCGCUACAUUCCCCACUGCUGGUCUGCGAACACUGAACAAAGGCAAUAACUCCUCUGCGUAUCUUCUCGGCAAUGAAAGACAGCGAAACCCACGUGAUCUCCUUUAUUUCUCACUUCCCUCCACUCCCAUUCUCCUCCUAUUUUAUUUUAAAAACAAUCAUAUGUUACCGCAUUUCAUUUUCAAAGUAUGGGUUUUUAGUCCUUAGGCGGUUCUUUUCCUCCUUAUAUCCACGGACUUUCUUUCGUACUUUGGCGUUCUCUCUCAAUCUUUGGGUUGACGAAAGGCCUGUGUCUCUGAUAGUAACUAUUCUAUUCUCUGAUUGGUAGUUGCUUAAAAGGGGGUGCUUUUACCUGUCCUUCCAAGCGUAGGGGCACAAACACGCACUUCUCGGAGCUCAUCCCAUUUGGGAGUUUCUGUUGUGGUGGGAUUGCUGGUAUUUAGACAUCAUGAAGGCUUCUGGAUCAUGCGUCUUAUUCCUGGUGGUCGGAACUGUUUUCUUGUUCAUUAACUUCUCGUGCAGCAUAACGGGCUCCUUUAUUGCCGGUAAGGUCUUCGCUCACCAUGGCGAGGAUGGUAUGAUAAUGACCAAAACAAGCAGGAGGUUGAAGGAAAAUGGCUAUACUUCGCACUCAAACAGGAAGCGCCAUACAGGUAAUGUAAAUCUGGAUGAUUACCACCCCAUUGAUCCGGUACCAAGUUCAAAGGCUUCCAUAAAACCGGGACCUAUUCAACACGGAACUCCUCUUAACCCAUAUAUUCCAAGACCUUCGCCUCCUGAUCAUCCCAAAAAUGGAGGCUCUACUUAGCCUCCCCAAGAUUUGUUCUUCAAUAUGCUGGAAAGGUUGGGUUUACUAUGAAUCAGAACUACACAAUUUUAAAAACGUACUCAUCCGGUCUUGGCUGCCGAAGCUCUUCACUUCUUGUCUUCUGACCGAGCCAUAGCUGGUUUAAGAAAAACUUGGAUUUUGAUGCAAUCUGUUCUUCGUCCAAGGUAUUUUCAUCCUCAAUUACACCCGUUGAGACGACACCUUUCUGGUAGACGUCAAUUUAAGUAGUAAAUAUACGAAGUUACUUAAAAUGUAUCGUGUUUGCCCGUGUGACUAGAGGAUAAAAUUUAAAAUGAAAAGUAGCAUUGUUUGAAAUUAUUUACAAAUUGUUUUAGAGCUUGACA